AUGUCCGUUACGAACCGGCCCUUUUGGCCAUGCCAAGUGGAUGUUGUUAUUGUGGGUGGGGGAUUUAGUGGUCUCCAGGCUGCGUUGGACCUCCAAAAGUCCGACUUGCGAUACAUUGUUGUUGAGGCAAAUGAUCGUGUUGGUGGAAAAAGUUUUACGAAGCCUCUCAAGUCCGGCCCUGGAUUGGUCGAGAUGGGCUGUACUUGGUUUAACACCACAACCCAAAAGCGCGUGGCGGCCAUGGUUCAAAAUUAUGGGCUAGAAUCUAAGGAACAAUACGUUUCUGGUGAUGAGGUUCUCUACGAGGGACCCGGAAAUAUCCAUAAAAACAAGCACGGGAUACUACCAAAGGUCUGUCAGAUACGCCCAUUCUUUCCUGCUUUCGUGCGAGCACCGACUAAGUGGUAUGGAGAACAGACUAUUGGCGCCAAAGACAUCGAGGAUCUGGAAAGGAUUCUUGGCUUGGUUGUUAGCGAGGGAGCCAAACUCAACCCCGAAACUCCCGGUCGGCCGAGGACAUCUGCUCAGCCAUUAUCAUUCGAAGACACGAGCGUGGCCGAAUGGCUUGACAGGUUAGGUGCAGGAAAUUUUAGCCAGAACUUGAUCUCUUCGCACUGCGCUGGGAUGAUAGGCGCUAAGGCAAGUCAAGUCGGACUGUACUUCUAUCUGGAGAUGAUGGCAUCGUGUGGGAAUGGACCCGAAGACGUUCUGUCGGACGUAUAUGGAGGGGCACAGCACCUUAAGGUCAAGACAGGCACGUCCUCUAUCAUCACUGCCAUGCAGCGAUCUCUGCUUCAGGAUUCGGUUUUUGUCAGCAGCCCGGUCUCUGGUAUUCACCAGACCAAGCAGGGUUGCAUAGUGACUGUUGCAGACGGACGGACCAUCAAUUGUUCGAAAGUCAUCCUUGCCAUCCCAUCGAAUCAAUAUACCAACAUAGAAUUUUCACCUCCACUGCCUCGGGCAAAACGGGAGCUGGCGUGCCAAGCGAAGGGCUGCUCUUAUAACAAGAUCAUAUUGACUUACAAAAAGCCCUGGUGGAGGGAACUAGGGCUUGCCGGCAAGUUUUUCUCCGUUAAUGGACCUAUCAGUUUCAGUUGGGAUAUCUCCGACGAUAGCACGCAACAGUAUUCGCUUGCUCUUUUCUCUGUUGCUAGUCAAGGGGAGUCGUGGGAGAAACUUACCCGCCUGCAACGUGAAAAAGCUCUGCUCGAUCAUUUGUCCGAGAUGGUUGGUGCGGAAUACAAUCACUUGAUCUACGAUGUGCUCGAAUACAAUGAACAACUCUGGGGCAGAACACUGGGAAUUGAGGUCGUUCAGUAUCCUGCGCUAGGAGCGGGAAGUUACAACACCUUGCUUCCCGUCCUGAAGGAGUCAUUUAUCCACGUCCAUUUUGCGGGUACAGAGAUGGCAUCUGUAUGGCGAGGUUACAUGGAGGGUGCCCUCGAAUCCGGCGAGAGAGCUGCAGCUGAAGUGAUCCCAUUAGUGAAGAACACGAAGCUAGCGCCUAAGCUGUAG
Penicillium riverlandense is the source of this 1515-nucleotide messenger RNA. Its product is annotated as flavin monoamine oxidase family protein. The record is from RefSeq and is a predicted model, not a curated record. NCBI's taxonomy places the organism in Eukaryota, Fungi, Ascomycota, Eurotiomycetes, Eurotiales, Aspergillaceae. Gene Ontology annotation, molecular function: oxidoreductase activity. Bases 1 to 1515 code for a protein of 504 amino acids. The transcript has 2 exons.